This is a messenger RNA of Trachemys scripta elegans, 406 nucleotides long. RefSeq names its product NADPH dependent diflavin oxidoreductase 1 (gene NDOR1). NCBI's taxonomy places the organism in Eukaryota, Metazoa, Chordata, Testudines, Emydidae. The record is from RefSeq and is a predicted model, not a curated record. Bases 1 to 288 code for a protein of 95 amino acids. Gene Ontology annotation, cellular component: cytosol. Gene Ontology annotation, molecular function: oxidoreductase activity; FMN binding; flavin adenine dinucleotide binding. The transcript has 4 exons.
AUGGAGUCUCUUGUGAGGGGCCAGCUCGGAACCUUUCUGAAAAUCCAGGAGGAGAAGAUUUAUGUUCAGCACCGAAUUAGAGAGAACAAAGGACUGGUCUGGGACCUGCUGAGCCGUGGGAACGCUCACAUCUACCUGGCGGGAAAUGCCAAGCAAAUGCCGGCAGCAGUAGCAGAAGCCCUAAAAUCCGUGUUCCAGUUGGAAGGGGACCUGUCCCCCUCAGAAGCCGAGGAGUAUCUAACAGCCUUGGAAAGAGCCCAUCGCUUCCAGAUGGAAACCUGGUCGUAAGUCUGGAGCCGAGCCUUGGACUGCCUGCUCCUGGCCAUUCCCCCGCCCAGCCAAAUGCUUGUAGCUAUGUGGGAGUGUCCAGGCACAGACAACGUCCAAUAAACCCGUCAGCACCUUG